CAUUGAUGUUGGCAUGCCUUUAUUGAGGCUUGUUGAUGCAAACAUUUUUUUUCUCCAUUUAUUUUUUGAAAUAAAAUUUUUUUUUUUGUGAAUUUUGAUUUUUGAUCAUCGAUUAUGAGUGGAAAAUUUUUCAAACAUUUAUCGGAUACUGAAUCCGAAAGUGAAGAAUCCGAAGAAGAAGUAUUAGCACCGACAAGGGCAGUACAAGCAAAUUAUUCAUUCAGCGAUGAUGAUGAUGAUGUUAAACGUGUGGUACGAAGUGCCAAAGAAAAACAUUAUGAAGAAUUGAAUAAUACAAUCAAAUUGAUACGAAAUCAUAAGAAAAUCAAAGAUGUAGCAAAAUUAUUGAGCGGAUUUGAAGAUCUUAUUAAAGCCUAUCAAAAAGCAAAAUCAUCGGUCAUCGAUAAAGAAGAAGGUGGUAAAGUGCCAAAAUUCUACAUAAAAUGUUUGGUAGAAUUGGAUGAUUUUGUACAAGAAAAUUGGGAAGAUCGAAAAAAUAUGAAUAAAAAUAAUUCCAAAUCAUUAACAACAUUGCGGCAAAAAUUGCGAAAAUAUAAUAAAGAAUUUGAACAAGAAAUCAAUGAUUAUCGUGAAAAUCCAGAUGGUGAUGAUGAAGGAAAAGAAUCAGAUGACGAAAGUGAAUCUGAUGAUGAUGAUGCCGGCUCUGUUGAUGAACAAAGAGGAAAAACCAAUGAUUUUGAACGACAAAAAACGAUGAGCACAACAUCUAAAGAUAUAAGCGAUGAAGAUGGUGAAGAUGAUGAUGAAAGUGAUUGGGAUAUGUCAUCGGAUGAAGAUGAAUCAUCUUCAGAUGAUGAAGAUUAUGGUGAAAAUUUAUUGGCUAAAUUUUUGAAAAAAGAUACCGACAAAGAAAAAGAGGUGAAAAAACGAGAGAAAAAAGUGAAAGAAGUUCGUAAGAAAAAAGAUGAUGAAGGUGAAUGGACAAAAGUGGAAGGUACAGCAGCACCGGAAAAACCGAAAAUGUUUGCCAAAGAUGCUGAAAUUAAUCAUGUGGUGAUGGCAAAAAAAUUGAUCGAAGUUAUGGCCAUGCGUGGUAAAAAACGUGUCGAUCGUAUUGAUCAAAUAGAUAUGUUACAUGAAUUGUUGGCCAUUUCACGGCAAAAUAAUUUUGGACCAGCAUUGGAAGUGAAAAUUCUACUCGGUCUUCAAUCAGCAUUGGCCGAUUAUGCUUCAGGUAAUUCAAUGAAAUCGGAAAUAUGGAAAAAAUAUCUACAAAAUAUGGAAACAAUUGUGGAGAUUUUGGAUAAAAAUCCCGAUUUAAUCAUACAGGAAUCGAUUCAAGAAGAUCAAGAAUCAUUUCAAAAUCCACCAUAUCUUGUACAAGGAUGUGUCCUGACAAUGUUGGAAAAAAUGGAUGAAGAAUUUAUUCGUUUAUUACAAAAUUGUGAUCCACAUUCACCUGAUUAUGUGGAAAAACUAUGCGAUGAAACACGAUUGGUGGCUAUUAUUUCAAAAGUUCGUUCAUAUAUUGAACAUAAUGGUCGUGGAUCACCAUCCGAUCGAUGCCGUAUCUAUAUGUUGACCAUUGAUUAUAUUUAUUAUAAAUUUGAUCAAAAAAUUAUUGGUUCAGAAAACGAUACGGCAGCUACAUCGAAAAUGAUACGAAAACAUCCUAAAUUGAUUCUCAGUGCAACGGAAAGCUCUAAACAACAAUCACCCGAGAUUGAAUCUGAAUUGAAUAGUCAACAAUUGAUUGAUCGUCUUUGCAAAUAUAUUUAUGUAAAUGAUGAAACUGGUCGUAUUUGUAAAAUGGCUGCAUUAUCACAGGUGUAUCAUUAUGCAUUACAUGAUCGUUGGUAUGAAGCACGUGAUCUAAUGAUUAUGACCGGCUUACCAAACAGCAUUCUCAAUCAUAAAUCAGACAUUCAAUUACAAAUUCUUUAUAAUCGAUCAUUAGUUCAACUUGGUUUGUGUGCAUUCCGUCAUGGAUUCAUUUUUGAUGCACAUUCAUCAUUGUUGGACAUACUUUAUAAAGGUCGUGUACGUGAACUUUUGGGUCAAGGUUCGAGCAGAUCGAAUAUGAAAGCCGUUGAACGUUCACCAGAACAAGCAAAAUUGGAGAAACGAUGCCAGAUACCGUUUCAUAAGCAUAUUAAUUUGGAUCUAAUCGAAUGUGUGUAUCUUGUAUCGUCGAUGUUGUUGGAAAUUCCUGAAGUUGCUUCGAAUGAAUUUAGUGUUCGUAAAAAAUUGAUUAGCCGUUCAUUUUUCAAUCAGCUUCGUAAGAAUGAAGAACAACCAUUGGUUGGUGUACCUGAAGCAAUGCGUGAACAUGUGGUGGCUGCAUCAAAAGCAAUGCGUGUAGGUAAUUGGAAACAAUGUCAAGAUUAUAUAAUCAAUGAAAAAAUGAAUGCUCGUGUUUGGAAUUUUUUCUACAAUGCCGAUAAAGUACGAACAAUGUUGGCGCAAAAAAUUCGUGAAGAAUCGUUGCGUACAUAUUUAUUUACCUAUAGUUUUGUCUAUGAUUCAAUUGCAAUCGAUACAUUGGCCGAAAUGUUCGAUUUGGAAGCAAACACUGUUCACAGUAUCAUAAGUAAAAUGAUCAUCAAUGAAGAAUUGAUGGCUUCAUUGGAUGAACCAACACGUACGGUUGUCAUGCAUCGAACUGAACCAUCAAGGAUUCAAAGUUUAGCACUACAAUUGGCCGAUAAAGUGAAUACAUUAUUGGAUUAUAAUGAACGAUUAUUGGAAUUGAAAUUAGUACCGAUGGGACAUUUUGGUCAAGGUGCUCGUUUUGAUCGUAACUAUCAGAAUCGUCAAGGUAAUCGCCAAGGACAGAAUCGACAGAAUAGACAACAAAAUUAUGAUAGACAACAUUAUCGUGGUGGUGAUCAGAAUCGUGGAAAUCGCGGUAAUCGUGGUAACCGUGGUCAUCGAGGUGGUGGUGAUAGAGGCGGUGAUCGUGGUGAUCGUGAAAAACGAACCGAAAGACAGGAAAGCCGAGAAUAGAUUAUUGGAUGGAUAAAAUGAUUCCUUUUUUUUUUCUCUCUUCUCUCUCUCUCUCUUUUUUAAACAAAAAAAAGUAUAAUUAAUCAAUAUAUUAUUUGUAA
This is a messenger RNA of Dermatophagoides farinae (American house dust mite), 3068 nucleotides long. RefSeq names its product eukaryotic translation initiation factor 3 subunit c (gene eIF3c). Lineage: Eukaryota; Metazoa; Arthropoda; Arachnida; Sarcoptiformes; Pyroglyphidae. Gene Ontology annotation, molecular function: RNA binding; translation initiation factor binding; translation initiation factor activity. Gene Ontology annotation, cellular component: eukaryotic translation initiation factor 3 complex. Gene Ontology annotation, biological process: translational initiation. The record is from RefSeq and is a predicted model, not a curated record.